AUGUCUCCAAGUGCUGCCAAUGAUUCUACUGGAAGUGGGGUUGACCCGGUAGUAAACGGCGUUAGUGAGAUCGAAAAUGUGAUAAUCGUGGGAGCUGGCCCUGCUGCGCGAUACGGCAUACAACCAUUAAUAAUCGAUGAUAGACAUGACAAGACCACGACUGGCAGAGCAGAUGGUCUCCAGCCAAAGACAAUCGAGACGUUCAAGCAAUUGGGAAUAGCCGAGUCACUGUUGAAGAAAGGGGUUAAAAUUUAUGAUAUUUGUUUUUGGAACUCAGACGCACAAACACCACUUCAUCGUACUCGUCGAGAAAUUCAUUAUCCGCCUGAAGUCGAUUUGAAAGAUCCCUUCGUUUUGUUAGUACACCAGGGUAUGAUUGAAGAUGUAUUCCUCGAAGAUCUUCGCGAAAGAAGUGUUGACGUCUCGAGGGGUACUCCAUUCGUUCGGUACUCAUUUAAUGACGACUUGAAGCUGCCACUCAACGUAGUCUGUCAAGAUACCAAAUUUGGUGUGGAGAAAACGUUGCGUUCAAAAUAUCUAGUUGGUUGUGACGGGGCGAGAUCCAUGGUCAGAGCGAGUAUUCCUGGUGCUGAAAUGAUAGGAGAUAGUACGAGAGCUCCUUGGGGUGUGCUUGAUGGUGUCAUUGAAACAGAUUUCCCGGAUCUGUGGAGUAAAGUUGUUAUCCACUCUGAAGAGAAAGGAACGAUUCUUUGUAUUCCCAGAGAGCGAAAUAUGACUCGCUUAUACAUCGAAUUGAAUCCACGAAUGCAUGACGUUCUGUCGUCAGAAGCUUCAAGCCAAGAGUUUGUUAUGCAACGAGCUAAAGAGAUUAUCGCUCCGUUCAAGUUAUCGUGGAAGAGUGUUGAAUGGUUUACUGUGUACAAGGUUGGCCAAAGGGUCUCAAAUCGAUUCAGAGAUGAAAGUGGAAGGAUAUUUAUUGCAGGAGAUGCAGCUCACACACAUUCCCCAAAAGCAGCACAAGGCAUGAACGUAAGCAUGCACGACUCAUUCAACCUCGCAUGGAAAUUAAAUCUCACAAUUCGUGAUCUCGCCCUCCCCUCAUUACUAGAAACCUACACCUACGAACGAAGGAAAAUCGCAGAGGACCUUAUCAACUUCGACUUCGAACAUGCCAACGCCUUCGCAGAAGGCGAUUCAAACGCUCUAGCUGCCAACUUCGCCGCUAACGUUGCUUUUAUCUCAGGCAUUGGAGCAAAAUACGCGCCCAAUGUCCUCAACAGCGGGAUUUCAAAUGAGACCGGAUGUCUUCAACCGGGAUCGCUGUUAUUGCCAACGAGAGUUACGCGAUAUAUCGACGCCAAUCCUGUGGAUCUCCAACUUGACAUUCCACUGCUUGGCCAGUUCCGGAUUUUCUUCUUCACUUCGAAUCCGCACUUCUCCAAGGACUUUCUUUCUACCAUAUCCUCGCAUCUGACUUCAACGAAUUCUGUUCUGGGCCGAUCAUCAGUUGCGGCUGCCAAGUCGUAUGACCUGCUCAACACCCAUUUCUCCAAAUCCGAUGAAUUCGCACAGCCACAGCGAUACACAGCUGUGAGCAAGAUAUUCACACCCGUUCUUGUGACAGAGAUGAGGAAGGAAGAGAUCGAAAUCGCGGAUUUGCCGCUAAUGUUCAGACGAAGUUGUUGGACCUUUUACAUGGACGAUCGUCCGGGAGUGAAGCAGAGCUGCACUGAGAAGUGGGUAGGGGGUGUUAAUGAAAAUGAAGUUGUGAUGGUGAAUGUUAGACCAGAUGGAUAUGUUGGGUUUAUUAAUAGGUGGGAUAAUAGUCAGGGUGAUCGAGCGUGCGAGGCGCUAGAUGUGUAUUAUGGAGGGUUCUUGAGGGGAUGA
Glarea lozoyensis ATCC 20868 is the source of this 1848-nucleotide messenger RNA. RefSeq names its product FAD/NAD(P)-binding protein. Bases 1 to 1848 code for a protein of 615 amino acids. NCBI's taxonomy places the organism in Eukaryota, Fungi, Ascomycota, Leotiomycetes, Helotiales, Helotiaceae. Gene Ontology annotation, molecular function: FAD binding. The record is from RefSeq and is a predicted model, not a curated record. The transcript has 6 exons.